Tarenaya hassleriana is the source of this 1360-nucleotide messenger RNA. Its product is annotated as UDP-glucuronic acid decarboxylase 5. The record is from RefSeq and is a predicted model, not a curated record. Lineage: Eukaryota; Viridiplantae; Streptophyta; Magnoliopsida; Brassicales; Cleomaceae. The transcript has 13 exons. The coding region runs from base 138 to 1163 and encodes 341 amino acids. Gene Ontology annotation, molecular function: NAD+ binding; UDP-glucuronate decarboxylase activity. Gene Ontology annotation, biological process: D-xylose metabolic process. Gene Ontology annotation, cellular component: cytoplasm.
UUCCGACACUUGCGGGUAUAAGUACACAACCUCUGCCUCCUCCCACUCCUCAUCAGAUCAGCAGAUUUGCUUUAGGGUUUGAAGCGUCUGUUCUGUCGAGCUUCUUAGGUUCUUGCUCUCUCGAUUAGAUCUCAACAAUGGCGACAAACGGACAGAGCAGCACAAAGCCUCCGCCCACUCCUUCUCCUCUGCGCAAUUCCAAGUUCUUUCAGUCCAAUAUGAGGAUCUUGGUUACUGGAGGAGCUGGAUUCAUUGGAUCUCACCUGGUUGAUAAGCUGAUGGAGAAUGAGAAAAACGAGGUAAUUGUUGCUGAUAACUAUUUCACUGGAUCAAAGGACAACCUCAAAAAGUGGAUUGGCCAUCCAAGAUUUGAGCUUAUUCGACAUGAUGUCACCGAGCCUUUGUUGAUCGAGGUUGACCAGAUUUACCACCUUGCAUGUCCUGCUUCUCCCAUCUUCUACAAGUACAACCCGGUGAAGACAAUCAAGACAAAUGUGAUUGGAACACUGAACAUGCUAGGUCUUGCUAAGCGUGUCGGAGCAAGGAUUUUGCUCACCUCAACCUCAGAGGUGUAUGGAGAUCCUCUCAUCCACCCUCAGCCCGAGAGCUACUGGGGCAACGUCAACCCGAUUGGUGUUAGAAGCUGCUACGAUGAAGGGAAGCGUGUGGCUGAGACCUUGAUGUUUGAUUACCACAGGCAGCAUGGAAUCGAGAUCCGCAUUGCUAGAAUCUUCAACACAUAUGGCCCUCGUAUGAACAUCGAUGACGGGCGUGUGGUCAGCAACUUCAUUGCUCAAGCGCUCAGGGGCGAGCCUUUGACUGUUCAGAAGCCAGGGACACAGACUCGCAGUUUCUGUUUUGUUUCUGACAUGGUUGAUGGUCUUGUCCGUCUCAUGGAAGGCGAAGAUACUGGCCCCAUCAACAUCGGUAACCCAGGCGAAUUCACCAUGCUGGAACUGGCCGAGACGGUGAAAGAGCUGAUAAAUCCGGGCAUAGAGAUAAAGACGGUGGAGAACACGCCGGACGAUCCGAAGCAGAGGAAGCCGGACAUAACAAAGGCGAAACAAGUGUUGGGUUGGGAACCGAAGGUGAAGCUCCGGGAAGGGCUUCCUCUCAUGGAAGAAGAUUUCAGAUUGAGGCUUGGGGUCCCCAAGAAUAAUUGAAAUGAAAACCUAAUAUGCUUCCUUCUCUGUUGGUUUUGAGUUUCAUAUAUUUGCUGCUGCUGCUGCAUCAUAUCGGAAUCUUUGAUACCGGAGUCCUCUUUUUGGUGUUAUGAUAUAUGGUUCUUGGGUUUUUUUUUUUUUUUUUGCUUUCAAGUUUUGAGUCUAUGGUUAAUAAUUAAAAAGGUAUUUUUAUUUUA